Molecule: messenger RNA, 1146 nt
Organism: Staurois parvus
Lineage: Eukaryota; Metazoa; Chordata; Amphibia; Anura; Ranidae
Source: the annotation of a GenBank genome assembly
AUGUAUUCAGGAAAUGAUGGUAUUUACUGUGGAAGAGCCUCAUUAAGUGUGAUCAAUGAAAGCUUAUUUUUCUUUCUUUUUUUUUCUCUGCAGGCAUUCAGCAGUAGAGGUCAACACAGCAUCUCCUACACAUUAUCCCGAAAUCAGACCGUUGUUGUGGAAUAUUCUCAUGAUAAAGACACAGAUAUGUUUCAGAUUGGAAGGUCAACAGAAAGCCCCAUUGACUUUGUCGUGACGGACACAAUUUCUGGUAACCAGAAUGAUGAGACUCAGAUCACACAAAGUACCAUUUCCAGGUUCGCUUGCCGAAUAGUCUGCGAUAGGAAUCUACCAUACACAGCUAGAAUUUAUGCCGCAGGAUUUGACUCCUCCAAAAAUAUAUUUCUCUCGGAGAAAGCAGCUAAGUGGAAGAAUCCUGAUGGUCACAUGGAUGGAUUAACCACCAAUGGUGUACUUGUAAUGCAUCCAAAAGGAGGUUUCACUGAGGAAUCUAAGCCUGGUGUAUGGAGAGAAAUUUCAGUCUGCGGUGAUGUGUACACUCUCAGAGAAACCAGAUCAGCUCAGCAGAGAGGAAAACUUGUGGAAAAUGAAACCAACAUUCUUCAGGAUGGUUCUCUUAUUGACUUAUGUGGGGCUACCUUGCUCUGGAGAACAGCAGAUGGCUUGUUUCAUGCACCAACUCAAAAACACAUUGAAGCCCUGAGACAGGAGAUAAAUGCAGCGAGACCUCAGUGCCCUGUUGGAUUAAACACUCUCGCUUUUCCUAGUAUGAACCGCAAGGAUGUAGUGGAAGAGAAACAGCCUUGGGCUUACCUAACCUGUGGCCAUGUGCAUGGAUAUCACAAUUGGGGUCAUCGAAGUGAUGCAGAAGCCAACGAGCGGGAAUGUCCCAUGUGUCGAACAAUUGGGCCCUAUGUGCCUCUGUGGCUGGGCUGCGAAGCUGGCUUUUAUGUAGAUGCUGGUCCUCCUACACAUGCUUUCAGCCCUUGUGGACACGUGUGUUCAGAGAAGACUGCCAAAUACUGGUCUCAGAUCCCGCUUCCUCAUGGUACCCACGCAUUUCACGCUGCCUGCCCAUUCUGUGCAACACAGUUGACUGGCGAGGAAAGCUGCGUUAAACUUAUUUUCCAGGGACCCGUUGACUGA